Fraxinus pennsylvanica is the source of this 426-nucleotide messenger RNA. The record is from the annotation of a GenBank genome assembly. NCBI's taxonomy places the organism in Eukaryota, Viridiplantae, Streptophyta, Magnoliopsida, Lamiales, Oleaceae.
AUGUUGGUGAAAGAAUGGGUUGAUCAGAGGGAAAUUCUUGAACACUCUAGUGUUCAAGGGUUUUUAAGCCAAUGCGGAUGGAACUCAGUAAUGGAGAGUAUAUGUGCAAAUGUACCAAUUCUGGCAUGGCCGAUAAUGGCGGAGCAAUCGCUGAAUGCAAAGAUGGUAGUGGUGGAGAUUGGAAUUGGACUGAGGGUUGAGACUUCUAAUGGUUUUGUGAGCUGGGAGCAUUUGAAGAAAAUGGUGAAAGAUGAGAAAACAGAUGAAGAGAGGAGAAUUGAGAAGAAGAUUCAGGUUGAGGAGGCUGACCAAUAUGGUGAUGGAAUUGAAUCUCUCAUAAAUAGAGUCGAGAGCCUCUUGUCUGAAGGGAAACUCUGUGAAGCUGCAGAUGCUCUUGAAAUGGUGUUGAAGGCAGCCGGACAUUAG